Haemonchus placei is the source of this 3339-nucleotide messenger RNA. NCBI's taxonomy places the organism in Eukaryota, Metazoa, Nematoda, Chromadorea, Rhabditida, Trichostrongylidae. The record is from the annotation of a GenBank genome assembly.
AUGGUGGAGGCGAGGGAGAAUGGUGGUCCUAUGCAUAAUGGUACCAUGCACAGCGAGCAAGACCUCUCCACUACCACUCUCUCAACUAUUGCCGUUCGAGCCGGAGAUCAUGCGUCGAUGGUAGUGGCACUACUCAAAUCCAUGGGCUUUGUGGAGGUGCGAAUCGACGAAAUGAGACCUGGACUUUUGGAGAUUGGAGAGUCCGCAAGUGAAACGGCCAAUUUACUCAGUAUCCACGAUGAUCUCUUGAAAAGGCUAGCGGAGAAAGACGACCAAGUGGCAGCCCUCCUAACAAGAACCGAUAACCUUAGCUCUGAGAAAGAUGAAAAAGAAGCGAUCGUCUACGGUGACAUGGCCAAGGGUCUCAGAGAGGCAUGGAGUGGCUUACAAAAACAGCUGAUGCUCCGAGGUUAUCUCUUACGCGAAACGCUGACAUUCCAUCGUCUAGGUGAUCACCAUGAAAAGGUCAGUGUCAAUCAAUUGCUACGUACUGUAAAGGGUCAAAUUCACAGUCAAAAUAGAAAUUUGUUAAUGGGAACAAUUUGGAUAACAGAAGACAAACUGAUCGACACCACUGCACAAGCAAUGGAUGUUGGAUCAUCGGUCAUCACUCAGAUUCGAACACUGGGCCCGACUUCUGAUAACCCCGAUCGCGACCAGGAGAUGCUAGCAUCGAAAUUUGUUGUGUUAAGGAUCGCCUCUGAAUGGGAACGGAUAGAGGCAAUGUGGAAGAAGGGAAGGACGGAAGUGGUGGGCACUACGACUACCGAGGAACUGCUCAUUAUCGAGCAGUGGCUUAAACAUGCAGAGCGUCGAGUGAAGGCUGUGAAUGAGACUGGCUUUAAAAUACUUCUUGAGGAGGGCAAUGGUCACAAAGCUCGUCUGGUCGAACUCGGUUCCAGCAAUGGAGUCGAGGAUGGAGCUCGAAUCACACAUCUCUCAGGUCGUAUCGAAGAGUUCCUGCACUAUGUGAAGACAAGGAUGAAUCGAUCGCAGCGAAUUCAGGCGUUCUUCCAGUCUGCUCAGACGAUGCUCUCGCAACUGGCAAUGAUGGAGGAAGAUAUGCGAAAUGCAAACGCUGCAAUGGCCGGCGAACUCUAUCCACUUGCACAACAGAAGGCGACAACGGUUAUACAGGAAGGCAGAGAUAUAUCUGCAAAAGAGAUUCUUACUUAUGAGGAACAGGCUCUCGUUAGACAACGAUGCGAAGAGAUGGAUAAGAAGUUGAAACUACUCGAAGAACUUGCCACUGAAAUUCAAAAUUCGACGCAAAUUAGUCAAGAGUUGGCAAGUCUUCAAACGUGGUAUGGAAUGAGAGUGAUUCCAUUCCUGGCCACUCACGCUGAUAUGGGAGGAACUCUGAAUGAAGCCGUCGACUUUUUGGAAGCUCAUCAACGUUUCGUUGACGAAGUUGUGAAUCGUGAUGCUUCCGUAACGUCAGCUAUGAGCAAGAGGUCAGAGAUGACCGGGGUGGAGCGGAAAGCCAUGUCAGAAUUCGAGGCUCACUACGAGCGGUUGAAGGAUGUGCUUGAAAGUCGAAUUCGUAUUGGAGGCGCCUUCGUUCGAAUGCACAAGUUCGCCAAAGACUUGGAAUCUUCCUUCGAUGGAAUCACGUCGUUGUUGGAUACUAACCGCGAUUUCACUAACGAAAGGGUCGCCGCUCAAGUUGAGAACGUCUUCCAAAUGAUCGAGGAUACAAUGACGCAGGAGAAACAUGAGGUGGAACGAUUCGUCGCGUCUGCGGAGGCUGUUGCCAGAGAUGAUGACACCUUGGACGUGACUCGGUCAACACAAGCGGCCAGAAACGUUCUAGUCGACCAUGACCACCGAUACGUCUACCUGAAACACAAGUGGGCCGAAUGGCUUGCCAACAAGGUAUGGUUUGUGAGCAGACUCGUGUGCCCCUAUGGAAUUCCAUCAUCAAAUCUAGCGCCUAUAUUUCGCUCGAUGGUCCAGGUGUCAAACAAAACGAUCUCCCUUGAAGAGACGAAGAAAAAAGUGACGGUCAUAGAAGAAAUAGAAAUGUGGCAAGAAGAAACAUGGGAGAUCAUUCGUCUGCUCGAAAACACUAAGACGACAACACUUCAGGUUAGUUGUGAAUUGAAUGGGCGGGGCGUCGCUGCAAUGGCGAAAUUUAAAGAAGCAGUGGAAACCAUUUAUGAGUCAUUCCUUGAAGAAGAAAUUGUUGAGAGAGUCAGGGCUCCACAAAUCUUGACGAAGCUCAAGGAUGCGCAGGUGGAUGAAGGUAGCCGGUUUGAAUUUGUCGCGAGGAUUGAAGGUGAACCAGAGCCAAAAAUCACAUGGCUGAAGGACGGAAUAGACGUGAAGAGCAAUAUCGACUAUCGCCAAGACUUUGUGAACGGUGUUGCUAGCCUUGUCAUAGAGGAAACGUUCAUUGAAGACACAGCUACCUACACAGUACGCGCUGAAAACAUUGGUGGAGUAGCUGAAAGUAGUGCCACAUUGACGGUGAAAUCUCGCUCAGCCAUUUCAAGCCUGAUGGAAGAAGAAAAGCCCAGAUUCAUCAAGCAAUUGACCAACGUGCAAAUAGUCGAGGGAGAGACCGCCGUACUGGACUGUGUGGUCGUUGGCAAGCCGGAGCCCGAAAUCUGGUUCAAAGAAGAACGAACAGUGAAAGAAGACGAGAGGACCCAUCUAAUGUUCACUGGCGACCACGUUUCUCUUACAAUCGAGGAUGCAGUUCCUUCGGACAGUGGAAUGUACACGGUCAGAGCCAAAAAUGUUCAUGGUGAGACGACUGGUUUCUGUCAGCUCAAGCUCCUGCGCUCAGUUGUACUAGUACACUGCUCCCACUUCGCAGUCGACACCUCAGCACAGUCGAAAUUUGUCUUUCAGACAAUCCGACGGACUCCUGUGCCAGAAACACAUAAAGCGACACUUUUGGGUGCUUAUUCGCUGGAAAAUAUCGCUGUAAGUGAUAAUCCUUGGCGAUGUUCAUGGAAUGUCAUGAGCUUAACGAAAAUUCAGGCAAUCCAACAGCCAAUAACUCCAGAAACUCACAGGGCCACCAUUUCUCGUGGAGCAUCUUUGGAAAAUAUAGCUGUAGGACACUAUAGUUGUUGUAGAAGGCUACUACAAAAUGCAUUGUCAUUCACAAGGAAAUUCACCUGUUUGGUGAAAAACCUCAAGGUAAGGAAAAUAGAGGUUGAACGAGAUUACCGUGACGGAAAUGACAUGGAGGGGGUAUUUGGUCGAGAUCUCAAUUGGUACAGUUGCCCAAAGAGCGGCUACAUCAAGCCAGAACUGUGCAAACCUGCCAUCACUUUUGCUAUGGGUCAUGACAAGCUGUUUGAACUUUCUACACGGAUUCCUUCGUGA